This is a messenger RNA of Manihot esculenta (cassava), 665 nucleotides long. RefSeq names its product non-specific lipid-transfer protein. Gene Ontology annotation, biological process: lipid transport. NCBI's taxonomy places the organism in Eukaryota, Viridiplantae, Streptophyta, Magnoliopsida, Malpighiales, Euphorbiaceae. Gene Ontology annotation, molecular function: lipid binding. The transcript is spliced from 2 exons. The record is from RefSeq and is a predicted model, not a curated record. The coding region runs from base 106 to 465 and encodes 119 amino acids. Gene Ontology annotation, cellular component: membrane.
AGCAUUAGCACUCACUCAGCUUCCCAUCUCAAAAUCUCUAUUAAGGAAAAAAACAAAAAACCCUUUUGAAAUUAGCCAAGUUCUUUCCUCAAGCAUCCCUUAACCAUGGCUAGUUCAAUGGCUACUACGUUGGCUUGUGUGGUGGUUAUGUGCAUGGUAGUUGGUGCACCCAUGGCAGCCCAAGCAACCAUAACAUGUGGGGAAGUUAGCAGCAAGUUAACACCAUGCAUAAGCUACCUGACAGGCCGUGGACCUUUGGUUCCAGGUUGCUGCGCCGGAGUUAAAGCUCUUAACGCAGAAGCUAAGACCACUCCUGAUCGCCAACAGGCUUGUAAAUGCUUGAAAUCAAAUGCAGCUCAAAUUCCUGGUAUUAACUAUAGCUUGGCUGGUGGCCUGGCUGGCAAAUGUGGCGUCUCUAUUCCCUUCCAAGUCAGCCCCAACGUCGACUGCUCCAAGGUAAAGUGAAACUCUGGAGGAAGAACAAGCUUGGAGUAAGAAGAGAGAAAAUAAUACAGAAUAAAAAAAUAAAAUUAAUGGGUUUUAGAAAACUCAUUUAAUUGGAUUCCCUCGUAAGGAAUCAUUACCUUAAUUAGAUCAUCUUUGUAUUCUCUCCACAUGUAUGAGAAUCUCUCUUUUGCAAUAAAUUUCAUAUUCUCACUCCUUAA